AUGACCUACACAGCAGAAACCAGACCGGAUACAGCAAAAACAAAAAGAUUCUUGGAAACAGGCGAGAUGAAAAUCCUCCGCAAAAUCACAAGUAAAACGCUGCUAGAUAGAGAACGAAGCAACAACAUAAGAAAAACAUGCAAGGUGGAUAACAUUAAUGAAUGGGUAUUGAGCAGAAGUCGCGAAUGGAAUGAACACAUAAGCCGAAUGGACGAGGGAAGAAUAGUAAGGUCAGCUCGAGACAAAUCACCACUGGGAAGAAGAAAUACGGGAAGGCCAAGAAAAAGAUGGUGUGAUAACCUUACCAUCGAUUAG
Sitophilus oryzae (rice weevil) is the source of this 315-nucleotide messenger RNA. RefSeq lists its product as uncharacterized. The transcript has a single exon. Lineage: Eukaryota; Metazoa; Arthropoda; Insecta; Coleoptera; Curculionidae. The record is from RefSeq and is a predicted model, not a curated record. Bases 1 to 315 code for a protein of 104 amino acids.